This is a messenger RNA of Epithele typhae, 408 nucleotides long. Its product is annotated as RNA polymerase II. Gene Ontology annotation, molecular function: translation initiation factor binding; nucleotide binding. Gene Ontology annotation, biological process: nuclear-transcribed mRNA catabolic process, deadenylation-dependent decay; positive regulation of translational initiation; transcription initiation at RNA polymerase II promoter. Gene Ontology annotation, cellular component: RNA polymerase II, core complex; P-body. Lineage: Eukaryota; Fungi; Basidiomycota; Agaricomycetes; Polyporales; Epitheliaceae. The transcript is spliced from 5 exons. The record is from RefSeq and is a predicted model, not a curated record. Bases 1 to 408 code for a protein of 135 amino acids.
AUGACCGUCCGAGGACAUCGUGUCGCGUACGAAGAAGAGGAUGCCUCGACUCUGAGGCUUGGUUCAGAGUUCAACAAUGCGGGUUGUUUGCUCAUUUCUGAGGUGCGGUACCUGCUUGAACAUAGACCGGGAGACAAGGCGGCUCCAGAUACUUCGGUGUACAACAAGACUCUGGACUAUGUGAAGACGUUCGCCAAGUUCGACAAACCGGAGGCUGCAGCGGCUAUUCGAGAGACUCUUCGAAGAGAGUCUGCGUUGACUCAGUUUGAGAUUGCUCAAAUCGCAAACCUGUGCCCGGUUACUGCUGAAGAGGCGAAGAGUAUUGUUCCUAGUCUUGUCAAGAUCGACGAUGACAAGCUUCAGCCUCUACUGGACGAGAUUCAAACGAUGCGCAAGUUCCAGUCAUAG